Diaporthe citri is the source of this 786-nucleotide messenger RNA. RefSeq lists its product as uncharacterized. NCBI's taxonomy places the organism in Eukaryota, Fungi, Ascomycota, Sordariomycetes, Diaporthales, Diaporthaceae. Bases 1 to 786 code for a protein of 261 amino acids. The record is from RefSeq and is a predicted model, not a curated record. The transcript has 3 exons.
AUGCACCAGCAGGUGACCGUCUGCGUCGCGACAGACGGCAAUCAGGGCAGGGGUCUCGCGUAUGGAGCGAAAGUCUUUGGAUGCCGCUCUGUCGACUAUGUCCACAGCCAUGUCAGCCCCGAGCGUGCCAAAGCGAUGAUGGAUUUUGGCGCGAUUGUGAUCCGAAUCGACGGAGAGUACAAGGCGUCUGUGGACCGGGCCAAAGAGGACGCGCGGACCAUCACCCACGUCUUUGUCUGCGGGGGCGUGGGCAGUAUUGCCGCAGCCAUCUUCAUGGGCUUCUACAAUCGGUUUUGCGAGAUUGAAAAACCGUGCCGCACCGUGAGGCUUCCGCGCUUCGUGGUCGUUGAACCAGCCGAGGCAGACUGCUUGUUUCAGAGCGCAAAGGCAGGAGAGAUGCGACUGGGCGAGGGCAACCUCCAAACUCUAAUGGCUGGGCUUGCGUGCCGGAGCCCGUCGCCUGCUGCUUGGAAGAUCCUCAACUGGCUUGCUAGCGACUUUGCUGCUGUGCCUGAUUCUGUUGCGAUUGAUGGAAUGCGGGUGUUGGCAGAGGGUAAGCAUGGCGAUGUUCCGGUUGUUUGUGGGGAAUCAUCGGCUGCAAAUAUAGGCGUUCUGCUAAAAGCUGGUAGUGACGAGGUCUUGCGUGAGAGACUUGGUCUCAACGAGAACAGCCGGUGCGUGAUAUUUGCCCUGGAGGGCGCAACAGAUCCCAAGAUUUACAAGGACCUUGUGGGGAAAUCAACUAAAGAUGUGUUCAGAGUACAGGGUGAAUUCUUGGAACAAUGA